Messenger RNA from Bubalus bubalis (water buffalo), 1048 nucleotides. RefSeq names its product ferritin heavy chain-like. Bases 352 to 864 code for a protein of 170 amino acids. The transcript has a single exon. Gene Ontology annotation, biological process: iron ion transport; intracellular iron ion homeostasis. Gene Ontology annotation, molecular function: ferric iron binding; ferrous iron binding. NCBI's taxonomy places the organism in Eukaryota, Metazoa, Chordata, Mammalia, Artiodactyla, Bovidae. Gene Ontology annotation, cellular component: cytoplasm. The record is from RefSeq and is a predicted model, not a curated record.
ACGGCCACCAUUUCCUGUCCAUCCCAGAGCCCGCACCUAGCCACCUGCCCCGGGGCCCAGAGCCCGCCUCUGCCGCCGUCAUGGGUCACCGUGAGAAGGCUCCGAGGAGGCGGCCAGCACCUCCGCACCCGCUGCUGCCCACCCUGCUGCUGCCCCCGCCACACCUCCCUCAUCCGAGACGCCUUCCAGAUGGUCUUGCCGCUGCCCGCCAUGUUGCCCACAGCGGCCUGGCAGGCGCGCUACCACUACCGUCCCAAGUGCGAGGCCGUGGCCAAGAGUCGCGCCGCCCUGGAGCUCCACGCCUCCUUCUAGUGCCUGGCCAGGGCCUGCUCCCUGCACCACCACCACGACAUGGCCCUGGAGCACGUCUUCCGCUUCUUCCUGCUCCGCUCCCAGGAGCACAGCGAGACUGCCGAGAGCCUGAUGUACCUGCAGAACCAGCGUGGAGGCUGCGUCUUCUUCCUGGACACCACGAUGCCCGAGACCCAAGAGCUGGAGAGCGGCCUCCAAGCCAUGCAGGACGCCCUGCACCUGGAGAAGAGAGUCAGCCAGAGCCUGCUCGACCUGCACCACCUGGCCACCGAGAGCAGCGACGCCCACCUGUGCCACUUCCUGGAGACGCGCCACUUGGACCAGCAGCUUGAGUUCAUCAAGGAGCUGGGGGACCAUCUCACCAAUGUGCGCAAGAUGGGGGCGCCAGAAGGUGGUCUGGCAGAGUACGCUUUUGACAAGCUCACCCUGGACACCAGUGACAAGGAGGAACGAGCCUGGACUGGACUUUCCCCCGAGUCCCGGGUGACUGCCAAGGUCACCCUGCCUGCCAUGCAGACCACAGUAUUUCCCUUGCAGAAAAAGUUCACCUAGUUUUUUUCUUGCAGUUUUACCAGUUCUUCACAUAAAGUUAUUUGGAUCCUCAAUAAAUAAAGGUCUCUCUGUUUGAUUUUUGUGUGCAGCUCUCUCAUCUUUUAAACUUUAAAACAAGUAUCCAGGAAUCUUUCUCAGCUACCCAGGUCUGGUCCAUAUAUAGCUCAGGAUCUCUGCAGAGGGA